Messenger RNA from Scatophagus argus, 4718 nucleotides. Its product is annotated as WD repeat-containing protein 49. The record is from RefSeq and is a predicted model, not a curated record. The transcript is spliced from 19 exons. The coding region runs from base 87 to 3005 and encodes 972 amino acids. NCBI's taxonomy places the organism in Eukaryota, Metazoa, Chordata, Actinopteri, Scatophagidae. Gene Ontology annotation, molecular function: protein binding.
UGCCCAUUCUAGAUUAAAACUAGAAAAAAUGGAGCAGUGACUGGCAUUUAGAAGACUUUAAAGAGGAGUUUACUGAGGUUAUCAGUAUGAAUACCUUUAGAAACAACAAAAAUCCAUGGCUGUGUUAUGAAACAGAAGUGCCACACAGCAGGUUUUGCAAUCCAGCCUGUGGAGUCAGUCCUGCAGAGAAACUCAGUCCCGAGCACCUGCAGCUUCUGAGAAAUGCAUUCACCUGUCCAAAAGAUGGAGUACAGAUGUAUGAAAACAGGCUAAGAAGAAGCGGAAGGAACAGAGGAGGAAAUGAAGAGCGUGGAAUGAAGUUUGAAGAGUUUCGGGUUGUUCUGAGGUCUCUGAUUGGUCCAGAUAUUAAUGACAUGUGGGUUGAGAGAUUCUUCAAUGAGGUAGAUAUCAGUUGUACUGGACAGGUGAAAUGGCAGCAGGUGUGUUCAUACCUGCUUCUGGAGUACACUGAGAGAGAUCGGGCGUCCGUCCCCAGAGCAGCUCUUCAUGACUCCCAGCCACAGAUCAGACACUGCGCUCACAACAAGCGGGAGCCAACAGUGCGUGUGGUUGCUCUUUCCCAUCCUCCUCCACUCCGCUAUGUUAGUGUCAGCAAAGGGGGACAGAUCACUGUCUGGAACAGCAGCCUACACAUCCUCAGAAGUCUGGGGCUGGCUGGAGACCCUGCAGAGGAAGUGGCCAACACAAGGAGAUUCAGAGGCUGGACCACUGAUGCUGUCUCUAUGGGCAACGUCCACAAGAUUGCCAUAGCAACCGACUGCAGGGACUUGCACUUUGUCAGUGUCUCCACAGCUAGUGCAUUUGAGGAUGUUCACCUGUUUGGGUUUCGUAGUGUUCCAACUGCUCUUUGUUACUGGCAUGACGUUCAGUGUCCAGAGCAACCCUCCCUGCUGCUCAUAGGGGAUGAAAAAGGAGGAAUCCAUCUCAUGUGGUUCUUGAACCCAUCUAAAGGUCUUUUCAAGAAUCCAUCCAAGGCAGAGAAUGGCCCACAGAGGAUCUUUUUCCCAGACCUGGGUGAACACAGCAACAUGGUCUCCUACCGUCACAUCCCCAACAUCCACCAGGAGCCAAUCAACAGAGUGAUGUAUGAGGCUGGCACCAACGUCAUCAUGACCUCAUCAGAAAGUGACACAACCUCUGUGGUCUUUAUGAAUGUGAUACUGAAGCAGGAGCCUUACAUUUGGAAAUUUAAGCAGGGAGCUAAAUGUUUUGACUACAAUGCAUCGCUGCAGUUGAUGGUCACAGGAGGCUGUGACCGAGCAGUCAGACUUUGGACUCGAUUUGUGACCACACGCCCUGUAGCUACGCUGCUCGGACACCACACCACUGUAUUGGAUGUUGCCAUUUACCAACCUGUUGAGCAGAUCUUCAGCUACUCCAGAGAUGCUGAGCUGAGGGUUUGGGACAUUUCCAGCCAUCACUGUCUGAAAACCAUCUGCCUGCAGUUCCCCUGCCAGCAGCCAGGUCGAAUCCCAGAACAUGGCAACUUUCCCUUCUUGCUGCUGAGCCCACCUCUGUCUGAGCAGGCUCAUUUGGUGGUGGGAUGCAAAGAUUACCUGGCACUGCUCAGUCUGGCUGAAAUGAAAAGAGGAGGAGGAGGUGGAUGGCUGACAGAUGAAGGAAGGGAACUUGGAUCAAAAAAUCACCUUGUUCCUCCCCUCUCGUGUGCUCUGUACAGCUCCACUCUGAGACAGGUGGUGACUGGUCAUGCCGACUCAUCUGUGUCUCUGUGGGAUGUUGAGACAGGGAGGAGGAGGCUUCAGAUCUUAAAUGCACACGGAGAAGAUGAACUCAUCUGCAUGGCCCUGGACUCGUUCCAGAGAAGACUGAUCACUGGGGCUCGCAGUGGCACUAUUAAGGUGUGGAACUUAUUAAACGGCCUCAACUUGCACAAGCUGGAGCCUGCCACCGACUCUGAAGUCACAGGACUGACCUGUCUCCAUGACAACCAGCUGCUGGCCGUGGGGUGGAGCCAGCGCAUCGUUCAGUACGAUAUUGCAGCAGCCAAGGAUUUGUAUGUAAGAGCAGACAUGUCAUGGAAGUCCAGCGGUGUUCACAAAUCAGACAUCCUGGCUGUAAGUCAUUGCUCUGCGCUGGGGGUCGUUGCCACGGCGAGUCAUGACGGAGAGGUCAUUAUCUGGAGGCUGGAGACGCAGGGACCGGUGCUCCACCUGCAGAGGCCAACACAGAGAGGAGUGGAUAGAGUUGGGGCCCCUGUGGACGGCCUCUUGUUCUUGCAGCAUCGAGCUGGCAACAGAAAACUGAGAAACAGAGGUGUUCUGGUGUCAUCGCAGGCUGGCCAUCUCUGCUUCUGGAGCAUCACUGGACAGACGCACACGUACGGCCAGUUCUAUGCUCCAGAGCAGCCAGGUGAGCGUGUGUUGAGCCUGAGCUCAGAUCAGCCUGAAAACACCAUCCUGGUCUCCGGAGACACAACAGGCUGGCUUCAGAUCUGGGACAUCUCUCACUUUGCACUGCACAUCCAACACAAGCCAGUCUGUGAGCGGCCUCCUCUGCUGCAGCGUUGGGAGGCUCAUAAAAGAGCAUUAGUGAGUGUGGAAGUCCUCGAGGUGACUGACAGGCUGUUCAUCCUCUCAGCCUCAGCUGAUGGUUCUGCUGGACUGUGGACCAAAGACGGGGAUCACGUGGGCUCAUUUGGGCAGGAAAUGAUGUGGAAUAUCACUGAGUUCGCUGCUUAUCAGAGGAAGACACAAAAGAAACAGACAGAAGACACAGAAGAGGGGACUCAGAAGGACAGCAUGGGGCUCUGCAAGGUUAAAAGUCAAGUUCCUGAUGCCACCAACAGGGGUCAAACUUCACAGGAAAAAUGCUGUCCUCAAGCUUCAUCCACCAGACCACCAGAGAAUGACUGCGAGCAACCUCAGCAACCGCUGUAUCUGUGUCAGGACUUUUGCCAGACGGUAGCUUUGUGUCGUGAGAGGAGAUGUCUGUUUGAUGACAUCAGCAACAGCGAUCACUGCUGACUGGCUGUUUUUGUCCCAUAAGACUCAGGAGAUGCCCCGUCCACUGAGGAUUCACCCACAGUCCCCUGGGUGUAGUAUCAGAGUUUGACUGGCAGUAAAAGGCUCAGCUCACAGAAACUGGAAGGAAAAGUGAGCUCCCUACCUGUCCAGUCAGACAUAAGCAAAGAUUCAGGCAUCUUUUAGUUGCAUUCAUUCCAAACUCUACUCACAUGUAAUCUUCUUUAAAGGAAUAGUUUGAACAUUUAGGCAAAAUAAGCUUGCACACAAAAUAUGAGAUCUAGCCUGCAGUCAGUUAGCUUAGCUUAGCAAAAUAUUGAAAACGGGGGAUCAGCUUGUCAGGCUCUGUCUAAAAGUGAAAAAUCCACUAAUUUAACAUAUUAUUAGUAAGACCCCACAGGUGUUGGUGGGUGGACUUUUUGACCUUCAGACAGUAGGACAUUUCCCAAAUUGUGUGCUUUAAAGCUAUUUUUAGCUGUGCACAUUCCCCUUUUUGUUGUGAAAAGUCAGUUUCACAUUAUACGGAUUGUUGUAGUUCUUUUAUCAGCACUGUGAAACCUCCUGAUAUUUCACGGUCAUUCAGACAGACAUCUAAGCUACAUUACCCAGUUAUCCCAAGGCAGCCCACCCUGUACUUAUCAUCACAGGACUGCUGAAUCACACAAAUUGAUGAUGCAAGACUCACUUUCCUAUUUUGGUUGUUUUCUUUCCAUUUGAUUUGAUUUUGCACUUCUGUGCAUUUGCUUGCCUGCUCAUCCCUAAAAACUAAGUUAUUUUAAGCACUGGUCUGGAUGUUUUAGUGGGGGAGGAGGUGACAGCAGAGCUCUUUCUGGAGUUUGUUUCUCAGGGAUAAAUACAAACAGACACAGCUGGGACAAGCAGUCAUCUAGUGUGCACUUUUGCCUCUGCAGGCAUUUGAAAGCAUUGCUGAAAUCCAACAAAUGUGUUGUCUUCUCAAAUGGUUUGAUAUCAGGUGAUAAAAAUUUCAACCAAAAGUACAUGUUUUUAUUUUCAUUGUGUUGAAUAAAAACUAAAUGACAUGUUCACACUUUUCUCAGUUUGUUGUCCUUGAUGGUCUACAGUGGGACUUUCAUUUUAUAUUUAUGUGGUGGGACCAUUUAGCAAAUCAUGUGGCUUCUGCUUGUCUGAAACCAGAUCUGUUUUUACAACAUCUGUUUGGAUCAAAAUAACAACAAAAGUCUCUUUUUGUUUUUGUAGCUGUAGUCCUUCUCAAAAAGAAGCUGUCACCCAUUUAGCCUGUGCGUGUGUGUGUGUGUGUGUGUGAAUGCAAAACAGAAGCUCUUCUGCAAUCUGGCUGAAUGGCAGGUUAAAGCUGCUUUUCACUCAUUUCCAACAUUAGACUUCUCUCAGCCUGUUUUCUCUUUAGAGAGGAUAAAACACCCUGGUGAACAACUCCCAGACAUUAAUGCGUAAUUUUGCCAGACUUCCACACACCAACACACACACGCACGCACACACACCCAAACAGACGACAGAUGUUCCAAAAUACCACAGUAACAACAGCGCAGAUGCAGGCUGGGAAAUGCCCUCUGAGAUCUUCAUUGCUUCAGUAUAAAGCCGCUUAGGGCUUUCAGAGCAGAAACGGGCAACAAGCUGUGAUCGUAAUUUAUAUGCUGUAUGUUUUCACAGGAAUCAGAGAGGGAGAGGGUAAAGAAAAGGUGGCCUGUGAACGCAGGGAGGUGUUAUUUUCCCUGC